This is a messenger RNA of Actinia tenebrosa (Australian red waratah sea anemone), 1072 nucleotides long. RefSeq lists its product as uncharacterized. The record is from RefSeq and is a predicted model, not a curated record. Gene Ontology annotation, cellular component: membrane. NCBI's taxonomy places the organism in Eukaryota, Metazoa, Cnidaria, Anthozoa, Actiniaria, Actiniidae. Gene Ontology annotation, molecular function: transmembrane receptor protein serine/threonine kinase activity.
ACUAUUUUCUCAUCGUUAAAGCACGGCUCCAACUGUAGUAGCACCAAUUAGCCGUAUCUAAGAGUCCUGAACAUGAUCUUGGUUCGCUCUUCGUCUUAAGCCUUAAAUUUACCUAGAAAUGACUUUAUGGAAACUUUUUUUGGUCGUAUUCAUAGGAGGAACUAUUAUCAAUGUAGAAGGUUCCUUAAAGUGCUUUUGUAAUUCAGUUGAUUGCACCCAAGAUAAUUCUAUUUCAUGCCAAGCUGGUUAUGCAUGUUAUGCGGAGAUUCUCAACUCCACAGCGAAAUAUGGAUGUAUACAACGAAAAGGGUACACAAGCUUGUGUGUGAGGCAAGGAUCUCCGCCCAAACAGGAUGCUGAUAAACAAUACCUACUGCUAUGUUGCUUUAAAGAUUAUUGUAACAUGCCGAAGAAUUAUAAAGACAAACAUUUCAAUGUAAAAUCAACGCCAACUAAAUAUUCCGUUAAAUCACUAAAAAGAGAUAACGAAAGAAUAUUCAUUAUCCCCAAAGAGUUCGCCCCUUUGAGCAGUCUUUCUGCGAAAGUGCUCUCAGUAAUCGCUGCUGGGGGUCUGUUCACUUUGAUCUUGGUUAUCGCAUGCGCAGUGCACUUGCUUUGCUUCGAGAAGCGAAAUGGUAAAAGGGUUCAAAGUGUUGUGCUUAAAGGAAGUUAUAAAGACGUGUCCCAUUCAAGUACAAGUCCUGUGUGAGCAUGAUUAAAAAGUAGAGUGCAGAGGAAUGCCCGGAAUACAUUAAAGCAUAGACGAAAAACGAUAAAAGAAUAGACGAUAUUAUUAUCCAGGCCCUGUUAAGGGUAUAUUCCGACAAGCGACAUGGCCUUAGUUCGUGGCUCUCUCGUGUCGCCGCGACGAACCACAGACUGCAGCUCUCAUGAAUAACCGAAUGCAAGGCCCCUGUUAGGGGUUAAUUCUGACAAGCGACACAAGGACGUUCCGAAAUGGUGACAUAGGCAGUUAUAAGAUUCAGACGGAAGAUUUGGUUACCCCCUGAUAGAGCUUCGCUAUCAUAUCAUCGACACGUGAAAUGAAAAAAAAUGGGGGGGGGGGGGGACU